Pteropus alecto (black flying fox) is the source of this 873-nucleotide messenger RNA. Its product is annotated as transmembrane and coiled-coil domain-containing protein 5B-like. The record is from RefSeq and is a predicted model, not a curated record. NCBI's taxonomy places the organism in Eukaryota, Metazoa, Chordata, Mammalia, Chiroptera, Pteropodidae.
AUGAUGGAAAUACAGAAAGUAGAAGUAACAAAACAGAACCUUGACUACCUGAAUUCAGACCUUGAAAAGGACCUGCAGAGACUGGAUAAGGCAAAACAGUUUCUUCUCAGAAAAAUUCUAGAGAAAGAAGAAACUAUUCAAAGUCUGGAAAGAGAGAUCACCCUGUUACUAGGAGGAACCAAAGAGAGGGAGGAGUUGAACCAUUUCAUAUUUGAGAAGGAAGAAGGCCUGAGGGACCUGGAAUUAGAGACAGCAAAGCUGGAAAAAAGUAACAAGAUUCUAAGCAGGAACGUGGUGGAGCUUUGGAAGAAGGUUUCACGGAGAUUUAAGAAUAUUGGCCUUGAUAAAAGAACCCCAAAGCAGAAAUUAGCAGAACUAAAAAUGAAACUACAAAAAUCAAGAGAGUCCUGUGCAAAGCAAGAGAAGGAACUGGUCAAGAUAGAGAGCAACUACCAAUCUGUGUAUCAGCUCUGUAAGGACCAAGCCCACUACAUAAAGAAAUACCAGGUCCUGAGGCAAAUGGAAAAGAAAAAGGAGGUGCUGCUUCUUGAAAAAGAAGUAUUCAAAGCCCAGAACAACUCCUCCCAUGUAGUGAAACGUGGGUCAAUUCAAAACGUUCAAAACAACACGGAGAAGACCAUUGUUAAGAAACAGAAGAGAAUUUUUUCGUACAGGCAUUUCCGGUGUCUUGUCUUCAUGGUCAUGAUGUUCAUUAGGCUGCUGAGUUAUGUGCUUUUCUACCUGCAGUACAUAAACCCAGACCUUCUUGUGAAUGCCCUUCCCAUGAUAAUGAGCAGGGACACAUUGAAGAGGCUGAGGGACAUCUUAUUUCCCCUCCUCACUCUAGAGGUGGAAGAAGUUCUACCACACUAG